CACUUGUGGUAUAUAUUGAGUGCAAUAUUGUUCAAUUGCAGAUACCCUGCAGUAAUACAUCCUGCAAGCUGGUAAACAAUGUACCGACGGGGAAGAGAAAAGACAGAAUAUGGGAUGCAAAUGUAAAACUUGCUUCUGCAACAGUCAAUGCAGGUAUCGGUGAAAGGCAAUUGAAUACCUUGCUCUCUGACUUGAAUAUACCACCCGUGAGCCAUACAACAUUACUGGCUAGACAGAGAGAUGUUGGCAUUGCAUUUAGAGAGAUGGCAAAAGAAUCCACUGAGAAAGCACUUCAGGAAGAAAUUAACCUCACUAAAAGAAAAACAGGAAGUGAAGAUCUGACUGUAAGCGUAGAUGCAGGGUGGCAGAAAAGAGGGAGUGGCAGAUCCUAUGAUAGUCUGUCAGAAUUCAAUUUCGAAAAUUUGUUGUGUGGGAUGGAGGGAGGGGGUGUUAUGAUUCAAGUUCUUGAACAACCAAAUUUUAUCCAAAAAUUACCAGCUGCCUUACCCUGA
Molecule: messenger RNA, 512 nt
Organism: Saccostrea cuccullata (small rock oyster)
Lineage: Eukaryota; Metazoa; Mollusca; Bivalvia; Ostreida; Ostreidae
Exons: 4
Source: RefSeq, a predicted model, not a curated record